UUUAGGGUUUUACAAUUGAAGAUCAGUGAUUAUGGUGCUUUUGGUUUUGAUUCUCCUCUCUUUCAUAUCACCAUCUUGUGGGUAUGAUUCCUUGGAUCCGUACGGCAACGUAACAAUCAAAUGGGAUCUCAUGCAAUCGAAUAGUGUCACAAAUUCUGUGAGGGUGUCAAUAUUUAACUACUAUCUCUAUCACCAUGUCGAUGAGCCUGGCUGGAAGCUACAGUGGAUGUGGAGUGGGUCUGAGGUAAUUUGGGCAAUGCGGGGUGCGGAGGCCACGGAGCAGGGCAAUUGCUCUGCAUUUAGGACUGGACAGCUUCCUCAUUGUUGUGAGAAGCAGCCGGUGAUUGUUGAUCUUUUACCUGGAGCCCCUUACAACAUGCAAUCUCAGAAUUGUUGUAAAGGAGGUGUGUUAUCUUCCAUGACACAAGACCCUUCAAAAUAUGGUGCCACUUUCGAGAUGGACGUCGGUGGCGAUGAGACCUAUUCACAGUUUCUGAUGCCACAUAACAUCUCCCUCGUGGUUCCUGGUUAUACCUGUGGCAAUGCAGUUAAGGUUCCAUCUAGCAAAUUUAGUGUUGGUACAGGGCGUCGACGAACACAAGCUCUCAGUACAUGGAAUGUCACCUGCAUGUACUCCCAAUUUGCGGCAUCAUCCUCCCCAAAAUGUUGUGUUUCCUUGUCUGCUUUCUACAAUGAUACGAUUGUUCCCUGCCCGUUAUGUAGUUGUGGCUGCGAAGAGCAACAUGCACAAAGCUGUGUCAAGCCUGGUGAAGCACCGCUGUUGCUUAAAAGUCACGACCCCAACGAAGAGCCUGCGCCAAUGUUGAGGUGUUCGCAAAACAUGUGCCCGAUUAAGGUGCACUGGCAUGUGAAACAAAGUUACAAGGAGUAUUGGCGGGUUAAGAUUACAAUUGAUAACCUAAAUGUGAUCAAGAAUUAUUCUCAGUGGAACUUGGUGGUGGUGCAUCCCAACUUGCAAAGUUUGACACAAGUUUUCAGCUUCAACUACAAACCUCUUGACCAAUAUAGCUAUAUCAACGAUAGCGGGAUGUUUUGGGGGAUCAAGUACUACAAUGACAUGCUACUACAAUCAGGAGAGAAUGGAAAUGUACAGAGUGAAGUGUUACUCCACAAAGAUGAAGGGAUAUUCACUUUCAAAGCAGGAUGGGCUCUCCCAAGAAGAAUUCUCUUUAAUGGUGAUGAAUGUGUGAUGCCACUGCCAGAGGACUACCCAAGGCUUCCUAAUGCUGCAUAUGAUGCCCCAAUAAGGAAUUUCAUGAUUCUCCUCCCUUUGUUUGUUCUUGCAUCAGCAAUUUUUUAAACAGAUUGGAGAGUGCAAUGCAUUUUUUAUUUUUCUUAAAAAAUAAGCAGAAUGAAAUGUAGAGUCAUAUAUUCUUCUUCUUUAGUCUUGUUGGUCAAAGAUUAUUAUAGCUAGAGUGGCAGCUGCCAUUGUUUGUGCUUAAAAAAGCUAAAUAUCACUUCCUGCUCUUCAUAACAUCAGAGUGAUUUAUUACUCCUUUUUUGGGUAACCGAGUCCGAGUGGCCUCAGGUAUUGCUGCCAUGGGAAAUCGAACACAAGAACUUUCAAAUCUAUACAGUUAGCUUUAACUAGAUUAUUAUUCGAGUGGUUGAUUUAUUACUCAAUACUUCUAUCUUGCACACAACCUUUUAUUGCACCUAUUGAUUCUUUCCUUGAUAGUCUUUGAGAGGAUCUAAGCAAACAGCAGACUAGAUGACAGAACAAUCACCAGCAAGAAAAACCAAGAUCGCUCAAUUGAGUUCAUGAAUAAAAACCACCACAAAUUCAUAGUCAGAUGAAAAUAAACAUGAGCAUAGCAAUUAAAAAUCAAAUCUUUCCUUCAUCUUUUUUCUAGUUUUGUUCCAAAUCAGCUCUGCAAAAUCCGAAAACAGUCUUACC
This is a messenger RNA of Tripterygium wilfordii, 1918 nucleotides long. RefSeq names its product COBRA-like protein 6. Gene Ontology annotation, cellular component: plasma membrane. The transcript has 6 exons. Lineage: Eukaryota; Viridiplantae; Streptophyta; Magnoliopsida; Celastrales; Celastraceae. Bases 32 to 1321 code for a protein of 429 amino acids. The record is from RefSeq and is a predicted model, not a curated record. Gene Ontology annotation, biological process: plant-type cell wall cellulose biosynthetic process; cellulose microfibril organization.